This is a messenger RNA of Stegostoma tigrinum, 2253 nucleotides long. It is a transcript of the gene tspan13a, whose product is annotated as tetraspanin 13a. The transcript is spliced from 6 exons. The coding region runs from base 210 to 821 and encodes 203 amino acids. Lineage: Eukaryota; Metazoa; Chordata; Chondrichthyes; Orectolobiformes; Stegostomatidae. Gene Ontology annotation, cellular component: membrane. The record is from RefSeq and is a predicted model, not a curated record.
AGCGCUUGCGCAUUGACCGCUCCUGCUGUUUCCUCUCACUCUGAGACCCUGCAUUCUGACAGUGCGAGCUGCGAGCUUUGCGGCAUUUCCAAGCCAAUAGUGAGGUUGCCUUGAGAAACACUGGGACAGCCGAGCGGUCCGGUGACUUGUCUCCCCUUCUCCCACCUCCUCUUCGGGGCUGAUCAGCUGCUGGGGCUUCACCGUUGAAGAUGGUUUGCGGCGGCUUCACCUGUUCCAAGAACUCGCUUUGUAUCCUGAACCUGCUGUACAUUCUGGUGAGCCUGUUGCUGAUUGGAAUUGCAGCAUGGGGUAAAACCUUUGGACUUGUUACAAGCUUCUCUGUUGUCGCAGGAGUGAUUGGAGUUGGAAUCUUUCUUUUCUUCAUUGCUUUGAUUGGAUUACUGGGAGCCAUUAAGCAUCACCAAGUGUUACUAUUUUUUUAUAUGAUAAUUUUGUUUUUGGUGUUUGUAGUCCAGUUCUCCAUCUCCUGUGCAAGCCUUGCACUGAAUGAGAAUCAACAGAAUCAUUUUCUGGAAGUGGGAUGGAACAAGUCGGUGGAAACUAGAGGAGAUGUGGAAUCAUAUUUGAACUGUUGUAGCUUUAAUGAAGUAAACCUAAAUGAAACCUGCAAAGCUCAUUGCGUUGCUGCUAAUGAUUGUCGUCCAUGUGGACCGAUCUUAAAAACCUAUGCUGGUGAAGUACUGAGAUUUGUCGGUGGCAUAGGUCUUUUCUUCAGUUUCACUGAGAUCCUGGGUGUGUGGUUAACACACAGAUACAGGAAUCAGAAAGAUCCACGAGCAAAUCCAAGUGCUUUCCUGUAGGAGAAACAGUCAAUGCCAUACCACUGGAACGCUGCACUACUGAAGCCUCCUAUUUUUUUUUUGUUUUGUUGAUGAGGCUUUCAAUAUCUAAAACUCCACCAGCUUGCAAGACGUGUCUUUCACCUGGGAUAAGGGUUUUCAUUCAGUUUUGCUUUCAGUUGUAAUGAAACUUGUAACUAAUCUUUGUUAAUCUCUAAUAGAAUUCUCAGUUGAGGAAUGCACUGCUGUUUGUUGUUGUCCAGAGUCUAAUCCUUGUCACAUGCAUUUGGUUAGCACAAGAGGUUGUGGCUUCAAUACUGUGUGUUGAUUCUUAGAAAAGUACCACACUAAUGAAAUUGAAUAUUAACACCAAAGGAAAUGAUGCUCACAGCAUUAUUUGAUAUUCAAUCCCCUUAAAGUAUCACAAUGUAUAAUAGCAUAAGUCUAGAUUUUCAUUUUUCCAAUUUCCAUAUGUGCAUAGUUAACUAAUAGUAAAGAUAUUUUGUUUGAACGGAAGGUAAUCACAGUUAAAUUUGAACAACUUAGAUUAUACGUAAUAUAAGUGCAUUUUCAUUUUGUGCAUUAGCUUGGUGGAGCAGUUCCUUUUUGUAACUUCUUCCUAUUGCAUUUGGGUUUUCAAAAGAUGUCUCAAACUUGUUUCUGUCUUUGAAAAUUGAGAAGUUUAGUUUUUACACAUGGGUCUCCUGAUCCACUGUGAGCAAUACUAGCUGAAAGAAAUGCAUUUCUUAUGGCUCAACGAUCUUCUGACUUCAAAACCAUUUACAGGAUUUUGUGCAUAUGUAUGUGGAAAGCUUGUUUCCUUGGUAGUUCAGUCAGCAGUGGCCGGUUUAUUUCCCUAGCUUAUUUGGAAAUGCUUAUACCUGCCUGUGUGAUUUAAUGUGAAGUUUUGUUGUAGCACCGCACUGCUCUGAUUGCUGAUAAAUUUAAUAUACUGUGAUUUUUUUCUCUCUAUUUGGUGGUAAUACUUUAAUCAAUUACUAUUUGUUUAAAGAAUGUCUUUGUCUUUGUUUUUAAUCAAAACAAUGUUUUGCUUCAAGUGCACAUAGUAAAAGUGGAUCAUUCUAAAAUAGCUAACAUAGAAACAAAUCAUGUAAAUUGUGUUUGCACCACAUUUGUUUUUUCUCUACACAAUGAGAAAUUACCUUUAUUUGGAUAUUUAUGAUAUUGAUUUAUUGUGAAAUUUUGCUCAUGACAUAACUGUAUUGAGAAUUGAGUAUAUUUGACAGCUUGGUAUCAUAGUAUCUUUAUGAAUGUAGGCCAAACCAUUGAUUGUUCCUAACACUGGAGAGAGACAGCAGUGAUUUAACAUAUCUUGUCGGGAAAAAUGUUAAUGUAGAGAAUAUUAUUACUGUAUUUAUGGAAUUUGUAAAAUUUGAGACUGGGUAAAUUGUGGACUCCAACCAUUAAAGUUUCAUUUAUGUGGGUGGAUGAA